Paramecium primaurelia is the source of this 365-nucleotide messenger RNA. NCBI's taxonomy places the organism in Eukaryota, Ciliophora, Oligohymenophorea, Peniculida, Parameciidae. The record is from the annotation of a GenBank genome assembly.
AUGGAAAAACCCCAAAUUAUCAUAACAACUGUUAAAAGAGGAGAUGAGAUCACUUAUCCAAAAAAGGGAAAUCAUUUACGCAUUCAUUUUGAAGUUUUCGUAUCUAAUCAAUCCUUCUAAUCAAGAGACCUAAUGGAGAAAAGAUUGAAACAACAAAAGAUGCUGAUCAUCCAUUUGAGUUUCAAAUUGGAGUCGAUGACGUUAUUCCUGGCUUGCAAUAAAUACUAUACAAAAUGACCAUCGGAGAAAAAGUUAAAGCAGAAAUCCCACCCCAAUUUGCUUAUUAGAGAGAAGGAUUGACUGGAAUCAUCCCAGGCAAUGAAAAAUUAAUUAUGGAAAUUGAGUUAAUAUCAAUAACAUUUUGA